AAACAUAAAAAAGAGGCUUUUAUAGGUAUCCUGAUAGAGUUCAAAGAAGUAACAUCUUUGGCUAAUGAUUCAUCAGGUCAGUAGCAGAAGGUGCACAUUUGAGUUAAAUGUAAUUAUAUCCAAGAAGUAUUUUCCCUAAAUCCAUUUUUUUUGUGUAACUGUUGGGUGUUUUUUAAACUCUGGACAUUUAGGCCUCACUUCUGGGAAGCGUGUGGGGAGUAUUUUCUUGAGAAGAUGCCAGUUGAUGUUAGUUAAAAGAUGGUCCAGAGGUUCUCUCUGACACAGCUGAUGCUGUAAAUGAGCUCGGUACUGGAUGUUAAUACCAAAGCAAUCCCCUCCCACACAAUCCAUACUCUCACUCGGUAUGGAUUUUGUAUAGUCAUGUCUUUGAAUUUUUUAAUUCAUGGACAAAAUGAUCCCUCUGGAAUUCGAUCUGUUAAGCAAGCCUUUUGAUAGAGUUAGUAGAAUAAAAGCCAUUUAUUCUGACUCUUUCAUUCCCUGUUGGAUAUGUAUGACCUGUUGAUUUAGAAGUAGAUGAAUAAUCCAUGCAAACCACAUUAUUUUCUACCAGGACUUUCAAAGCAGUCCUUACAUUGUAAUACAGACUCUUCAGCAUCAACUCUUUGUCCUUCUUUCUGCUGCCUAUAAAUGCUAGGUUUGAUUUACCUGGUGUGCUGCACUGUCAGACACAUUGCUUACAGAAAGAAAUGCAGCUUUCUCUUACUGUGUAUUGUGUGCUAAUUUUUGAGUGUGGCUAGAACAAGGAGGAUUUACAUUUAGGCCCUGAUUGAAGAGCUGAUUAUGUGAGUACCUCUUUUGCCCUUCAGGUUGUCCUUCUGAAUUCAGCUCUCGUUCUGUCAAUGCCUUAUGAUGUGCUUUUGGAUGUGAUUUACCAUUUUAAUCUGAUUUAGUAGUCUGUCAAAUGAACAGGAGAGUGUUUUCAUAGUGCACUGUAUUAUGAAGAUUGAUGUCUGUUUUGUAGUGUUUUUAUAGUGUUAUGAGACUGUAUAAUCCCAUGUGAAUGCUACCUGUUCCUUGUUACAGCUUUUUGAAGGAACAUGCAAAAGAAAUCCCAAAUCCAACAGCUAAAAUGUUUAUUUGGCCUGAUGAUUAUUCUGACUUGUAGUAACAGUGGUUAAUUUGUUGCAUUAUGGAAUUAAUUGUUAGCAUUUUAUUUAAAUUACAGUUUGUACCUGUUCUAGAGUUGAGCUGUGAAACUUUAUUCUAGUUUAAGUAAUCCGAAGUGAGCAAAUGAGUUUAGUGAAACAAAUAGGAAUAUUAUCAAGAACAGUGUAAGGUCUGUUUAGCCAUCCUUGAUCAUGGUGGAAAGAGACCAAAAACUCUUUUGCUUGCAUGUAAAAAGAAAAAAAACAAACCCCAAACAUUCUUCAUACAUUUGUGUUGCCAAGAACCAUCUAGUCCUGGUGGAUCAGCUCACAGUAGUAAGCAUUUCACCUGGCUGUACUUUGGGCCCUCUGUUGGAACCAAGUGAGCUGUGGCAGUUGCUACACUAUUCAAGGAUGUUGCCUAAUAGCAAAAUGCAAUAAAAUGCUUGUUAAGGGGAAAAUAUCAAGGUUGUUUUUCAUGGUGUGCAGGCACCCUGCUGUGGUGUUUAGGGGACUUCCAGCACUUCUUAGGACAAUGUAGAAGAGAAGAGCUGAGCUGGCAGUGUUGAGGAGACCUAACAUGGGCAAAAACUACCUCUCUCCACUAUUGUUGGGCUGGCAAAUCUUCCUAUUGCUUGCAAGUGACAAUACUUUUGUAGAUAGACCUGCAGACACCUUAAAGACAUACUCUGGAGAGUCAAGGGGCUUCAGGAGUCAAGGUUUCACCCAGGGUCUGCCUGUGACUUGAAUGUACGUCACAUGUUUCUAGAGUGGGAAAUGGCCAAAUCCAUCAGUGUGUGCUAGAGUGACUUGGUGAUGUUACCUUCAGGCAGUUCCACACUGGGCUGUACUCUUUCAGUCUCACUGGUAAUCCUGUCAUCCUGUCCUGGCAGAGGAUUUGUGCUACAGCUGCUUGUGACCUCCCCAGGUACAGUGAGACAGAGUAUCAUCUGAAUUGUUAUCUGAAGCUUGGAUGCUAUGCUAAGCAUCUAAAUCUGUCCUGUCCCUCUUAGUUGGUAGUCUGAAUGUGUCCUUAGUUAUUUGAGAGUUCAGUGAACCUUCAGAAAAGUUGAAGACACAAUAAAUACUAAUUCAAUUCAUCACCAAAGUGGCUUUUCUAAAUGUUUUUAACUCUGUGUGGAAGUUUCUAGGUGUUGAAUCUUACAUGAGUAGCUCUCCCUGCCCAGGUAGCUAGUAAAGAAUAUCAUCUUUUAUAUAAGCCUUUAGCUCCUGUGAGUGCAAGGUCUCUCUUGUUUACUGAAUUUGGCCUCUAAAGCAGGAUGAUCUAGGUAACUUAAAAGCCAUGCACUGUUUAUUGUGUAGUUGUGUUUAAGACCUGGUUUCCAAACCUCAGCAUGUUCCUUAGAAGAGGGCAACAGCUGCCUUCAGGGUGCUGCUGAUGGUCUUCCUGUAAGUGGGUUACAUUUGUCCACCUCACUUAACUGACCUUGGGCUUUACACGUUCAAUGUACUUGCAAAAUUUAGCAGUAUCACUGCAACAACAGCUUCAGACAAAGGGGAUUAUGAAGCUGUAUUUAUAUAGUGGAUAGAAGUGAAGUAACCUGCACUUACUCUUUAAUACUAAUUAGGACCAGCCUCCUGACUGGGAUAAAACAAAGGCAUUUCCAGACUCCCACAAUAUGAGACAAUUUUACUGCUGUUAUCCUUAAGGAUUUGCCUUCAAUCCUGAUGUAGGUAACAAUAAGAUGGUCUACAGAAGUUGCACAAAGAAAAUAUAUGUUACAGCUCAGUGAAAAAUACAUGGAUGCAAACACACAUUAUGUACAUACAUGGUUACACACAUACAUAUACAUGUACAUUAUGUACAUACAUGGUUACACACAUACACAUACAUGUACAUACAUGUAUGUGUGUAUCCACGUGUUUUUCACAUACAUGUACAUGUAUGUGUGUAUUCCCUCACUCCCUUGUAUUUCAGGAGAGCACAUUUUCCUACUACUGCAAAAGUUCAGCAACAGCACCUAAAAGUGCCUGCAAAAGUAGGAACAGACCUUGAAAUGAGGAAAACUUAUACAAGCUGGCAGCAUCUUGUUUUCCACUUGAAGAGUUCCAGCUUUCAUGUUUUCAGAUGUUAGAAAGAAAGUAGAUGUUGAGUUGUUUAAACUGGCCCUAAAUCUGCUCAGCCUCAUUUCAUCAAACUCUCAUGCUUGAAAGCCAAAAGCCUGCAGUUGCAGUUAAGAUUUUAUGCUACAAAAUGACUGUUAAUGAUAGCUCUAUAGUCUGGUCUGUGCUGUGUGAUCACCUUUAAACUGGCUGAAGCCAAGUGAUAGAAUUACCUUUUUGCAGUCAUUUUAGCUCAACAGAAGAGGUCUUUUGCUCUGUGCAAUAACUGUCUUGUUUAAAGAGAGGGGUGUGAUCACAGAAGAGAGCAGUUGUGACCAAGUGGGUUUCUACUGUGCCUGAUUUCCCACUGGCAUAUCCUCUGGAAAGAGCUGAGCCUUGACACUUUGGCAAAGCAGGCCAGAAGCUCAGCAGCACAGAAUCCAAGCUAACUGAAUUUCUGUUAUGUGAGAAAAUAGGAGCUAGGAGGUCAGUGUGGUAGUUAGAACAUGAAGCAGUACUUGAGCAGGAAGAAGGGAGGGGUGUGUGUGUGUAAAUACAUUAAUAUAUUCUUCUGGAGAUUGGAGAUAACAACUGGGAAUGACCUGUGAGUGAUCUUCUUGCCUUGGUAAAUAGAUGAUUGUGCUUUCAUGGGGAAUUGAAUACAGGAUACAAGAGAAAUUAUAGAAAAGGAAAACUAAAGUGAGGGGGAAAAAAAGUCAUGAAAAUGGAAUUUGAAGUGUAUGUGCAGGCUGUCUUCAUAGAAUUUAGUCCAUAAGAGCUUUGUAUAUGGUAAAAUUAUGAUUCAAGCACUGUUAAAUAGUUAACUGUGAAAUUUUGGACACGGUUGAUAGGCUUUUACUUUCGAGUUAUGUACUCUGUUAGGUUUACAUUCAGCUUAUCAGAAUGAAUUGCCAAUAAUUACCAAUUAUUGCCAAUAUUUUGUUGUUUCUCCUUUUGAUUCCUUAUGCCCCUUGCUGGUGAUAAAUGCAGUGUGUGGUACUUAAAUGCAGUGCGUGCAGUGUUCUAGCAGGAUUUCAAGAAGUUGAACUGUUUACUAGAUAACCAGAAUUUCCCUGCUGUUCCUAUUUAAUGCUGUUUCUUACACAAUGUCCAUAAUUGUGGAUCUGAGCAUGUGCUGAGUGACAUGGCUAACAUCUGUCAUGUGUGAUUCUCCUUUCUGCUCCCUGGGAGGAAAAUUAUUGAGAGAAAAACGCAAGAGUCUCUAUAUAAACCACCAUCCUCCUGGGCAGUUGAGAAGGAAGUACAGUUCCUGCUCCACUAUUUUCCUGGAUGACAGCACAGUCAGCCAACCAAACCUCAAGUAUACCAUCAAAUGUGUAGCUCUUGCAAUAUAUUACCACAUCAAAAACAGGGACACAGAUGGAAGAAUGCUCUUAGAUAUUUUUGAUGAAAACCUUCACCCGCUUUCGAAAUCUGAAGUGCCACCAGACUAUGACAAACAUGACCCGGAGCAGAAACAGAUUUACCGCUUUGUCCGGACGUUGUUCAGUGCUGCUCAACUGACUGCUGAAUGUGCCAUUGUCACCCUGGUAUAUCUUGAAAGACUUUUAACUUAUGCAGAGAUAGAUAUUUGCCCAGCGAACUGGAAGCGAAUUGUCCUGGGUGCAAUUCUGCUGGCAUCCAAAGUUUGGGACGACCAGGCAGUGUGGAACGUGGAUUACUGCCAGAUCCUGAAAGAUAUCACAGUUGAAGACAUGAAUGAGCUGGAACGUCAGUUUCUUGAGCUGUUGCAGUUCAAUAUUAAUGUUCCCUCCAGUGUUUAUGCCAAGUAUUAUUUUGAUUUGCGUUCCCUGGCAGAAGCAAAUAACCUGAGUUUUCCUUUGGAGCCCCUCAGCAGGGACAGGGCAUAUAAACUUGAGGCCAUUUCCCGCUUGUGUGAAGAUAAGUAUAAGGACUUCAGGAAAGCCGCAAAGAAGCGGUCCGUCAGCGCUGACAACCUGACUGUGGUUAGGUGGUGCCCUGCUAUUAUCUCCUAACAGAGGAGACUGGAAUAUUCCUACAGAUGUACUGUUUCAUCCAUCCAUAUAUUUUUUUGGGGUGGGCUGGGGGGUGAGAAGAUAAAGGAAAAAAUAAAAAGACUUUUUGUUGGGUUUUUUUGGUUUUUAAAUCUGUCGAGCUGCCUUUACAGUGCCUCCCCAUUGUGUAGCACACGAGCAAAAUACCUGGCGGGAGGAGACGUGGAGGAACCCCUGUUUGGCAGAGAAGAUGGGCAACAGCUGGUGGGUUUUUUUCUCCUCUCACUUUGGCUAACUGCUUUACCCUUUUUAUGAGGAAACAGCAAAAUAGGUGCUUGAAAGAAGAAAGAAACAAACAAAAUGAAGCAGAGCAGAAAAAAGAUUUAAGAACUGUGCCAUUUUCUAAUAUGCUGUACUCCUGAAGAGAAGUGACAGCAUGAAAAUAAACCAUGUAGUGAGAUGACUGUGCACUAGAGGAAUGAAGUUGGGAGAGUCCAUCUUAAAGGUUUCUCUUAAUGUCUUUUUUUAUUUUAUGUUGGGGUUUUUUUUAUGUUCCUUAUUGCUGCUUCCCAGGAUAAAUUCUUCCCCUUGCACAGCAGCAAAUACAAAGUCUGUAUUUACCAGUAGCACAAGCCCCUGAAUAAAUAGCAUUGGGUUUUUUCACUGCACUUUUCUCUGUAAGCUGUCCUACUAGCAUUAUUCUCCAUAAUUAUUAUGCAUAUGUUCUAUUUCUUGUAUGCCUUUUAUUGUAUUGCAAAAGAGAGAACUUGACCAUAGUGCUGAACCAAAAGUGUGUACAGGGAUCAGAAGAUAAUUUCAUGAUGUCUUUUAUUUAUGGUAUACCUGGGUGCGUGUGCCUUCCUGAGUUCUUGGAAUCAUUUAUUUUUCCUUACUAGAAAGAUACAGUUAUUGAAGAAUUCAGAGGAUGAUGAUGAUGAUGAUAAGACUUGGGCCAAAUCUCUGAAAUUUGCAACAGAUCUUAAGAUCCUUUUUGCAGAUUUUCAUAGCAUUAGAAGUUUAGCAGAAUUAAUUUUGACAGAGGGUUUUUUUGGGUGUUGUUUUGUUUUGCCUUUUUUCCCCUGACUAGUUCAUUCCUUCACCUCCAGGUCCAUUGUUGCAAGCAAUAGCCUCCAUUUUUAUAUGUUUACCUAAAGCAAAAGUGAGUCUGUUUGUAUAAAAUAAAAAAGACUUUAAAAAAAAAUAGUUCCAGUGAGAAGGCCUGUAGAAAAUCUGAACAAGGCACUUGUCACAAGCAGAUUUGAUUUGGAAGCUAAAAUACAGACCCUGGUGUUGUUCAGCUUAGGUGCUUAUAGAAAUUAAAAGUAACCGAACUGUGAACAUCAUUUGCAGCUCUGAUUAUUCAGCUCUUCUGUUGUCAUCAGGUCCCUCUUACUGUGGCUGUUGCCCCUUGGGAUUUGUGAGAACCUUUUGUAGAAGAUAACUUACCAAUAGCAGCAUCUUUGCUUUAUAAUUCCCCAGUGUGGCUUUAUUCUCCCCCAUUUUUCUGCACAGUUUAGAAAGAUACAGCUGCAAACUCUCAGUUCCCUGAAAUCCUUUCUUUGUGACUAUCACUGAAGUGAAUGGCAACAGAGGUCCCUGAUUUAUGCACUACUGUGGUGGACCAUAAAGAUUCCAUAUUUGUUUUAUUAAGCCCUAUGGGCUUGUAGCAAACCUAGGGGCCCAGAGAUGCACACUUGACUUCCAGUGCAAUGCUAACCAGAUGCCUCAGGAUGGUGAGGCAAUGACAGGACUGAAAUUGUGAUGCCAAAUAGUUUCCUGCUAACUUCCUGUUAUUGGUUUGUGUAGUUUGAGACAUGAAGGUUUUAUCCAUAAAUUCUCCUGAUGUCCCUUGGGCCUUUAAAAUAAUCUAACUCUCCUCAAUUCUCAUUGUGCCAAUGCAUCAGAACUGUGAGUAUCCAAGUCCAUUUUCCCCUUAAACAUGGAAUGUAAGGCAAGUGUUUAUAGUAACAAGACAAAUGCAAAUCACAGCAUUUGGAACCUCUUUACAGACAGUAUCAAAAGGACCAUUUUCAGAGCAUUUGGAAUUCAUCCUUUACAGGCAUCAAUUUAGGCUUUAAAACAGGUAAAGUAUUUUGAUUUACCAACCACUUUGCUAAACUGAUUUCCAUUUAACUUGGUAUCAGGAAUAUUGCUUUAAUCCAUUUCUGGGUGAGAAGAGAUACGAACUUUGGAUUCUGUAAAGAUCUCAAUGCAUCUGCUAUAAUUUUUUGGUGAAGUUUAUUAAACUACUUUAAAGAUUGUAUAGUCUAUUUAUUGUAUGUAUGUACAUACAGUCUGAUAUUUUAAAAAGUGGAUUCCGUAAAACCUGGCUCAGUCUUGUUUAGACUAUUGAAUAUCGUUUUAGCCUUGUGCACUGGACUCUACCUCUGUAUAGGAGAAUUUUCCAGAUUCUUAAUUAGUACUGAUUCUGUGAUUAACUUGGUUAUGUUUCUUGCACUAAGAAUUAAAAAAAAAAAAAAUCUGCUCUAAGUGUGGAUUUUUUUUUUCCUUUAGUUUGAGUUUUGCUGUAUGAAUCCUCUACAGAGGAUGUUUCCUUUCCUCAUGGUUAUAGAAUAAUUCUUUGCUUCCGUUUUUUUCUUCCUUCUGAUUUGUUCCAGGGUUGCCAAAAAUACAGUACCUAUCAGUAAAUCUUCAGUGAGUGUCUUUUGUUUGCAAGGUAUUCUAUGCCAUAUGAUUAAAACCAAAUUGUUAUUUAGGA
Pogoniulus pusillus (Red-fronted tinkerbird) is the source of this 7865-nucleotide messenger RNA. RefSeq names its product cyclin Y (gene CCNY). The record is from RefSeq and is a predicted model, not a curated record. Gene Ontology annotation, biological process: regulation of canonical Wnt signaling pathway; regulation of cyclin-dependent protein serine/threonine kinase activity. Gene Ontology annotation, cellular component: cytoplasmic cyclin-dependent protein kinase holoenzyme complex; plasma membrane. The coding region runs from base 4331 to 5167 and encodes 278 amino acids. Lineage: Eukaryota; Metazoa; Chordata; Aves; Piciformes; Lybiidae. The transcript is spliced from 9 exons. Gene Ontology annotation, molecular function: cyclin-dependent protein serine/threonine kinase activator activity; protein kinase binding.